AUGUAAGUAGUUUAUCCAAACCGUCCAUCUAUUUUUCCAGAUUAUUUCAACCGUUGAACCCAAAGUUGAAGCAUAUGCAAAGGUCAAGUGCACCAUACCACAGUAAAGAGUGGAAAUAAUGAUAUCCACCGUUGAAACCUUUCCAGGGCCCACAAUGAUGUUUACAUCUCAUCUAACCUGUUCAUAAGAUCAAAAAGAUAUGGAUGAAAGGAAAAAAAAAAAACAAAACAAAUAUUAACUUGAUCCAAACCUUCCAUGGCCCUCAAGAAUUUCUCAAUGGUAUACAUUCAAUUCACACUCUUUCCUUUAGUGUGGUCCACAUAAUAUUAUGAUAUACUUCAUUUUUGGUCUAAAAAUAUAAAAUGAUUUUUUAAAAUGGAUGGACGGAGUGGAUAAAACCACUAUGAUACAUAGGACCCCACAUAGUUUACUCAGUACGCUUUGCGUACUGAGUUACUCAGUGCCCCGUCCGCUUCCGCGCAUAAGAUUCAGCCACUUAUCCUCCCUGCCUGCCACGUGGUAUUGUUUGACCCAAAAUUAAUUUUCUGAUACUCCGUCGAAGUGUGAUACUCCAUGCACAUGCAUAUAUAAAUUAUACACGUGGCAUAUAAUACCUAGAACUAGAAGCCUCAAAUUGUGGGACCCAGAGCAGUAGAGAACAUGCAUCUCUAAAAUAAGAUGCAUUUUCUAUCAUCUAGCCUCAGAUUAAUCGAGGUACGUUAGUUAUGUUGAGACUGUUUUCUAAUUGCAAUAUCUACCGUUUAUCAUAAGUCAAAUAAUAUUCCACUUUCGAUCCUAAAUCCAGUAAUAAUAUUGACUUAUAAAUCAUCUAUAUUGGAUCCCACGAUUUUACACCGUUUGAUUUGAUCUUUAUAUUAUCCACGUAGACAACUCAUAGGUGCAUGUGUAUGAAAAUAACAAACCUCCAGAGUAUUAAAAAUUUUCUCCGUCUAGAAAUGGAAAACCGUACAACGACGCAAUCAUUGCUAGCUUUCAGUCCACGGGCAGCACUUACAAAGGGAAGCUUAACAGUCACAAUAACUAUGCAAUUCUAACCGUCGGAUCAACCUUAAAAUCAACGGCCAUAAAGCCACUGAAAUCAAUGCAUGGCUCUCUGCUUAUAAGAAGCAGAGCAUUCUGCUCAUGCAACUCUCUCUCUCUCUCUCUCUCUCUCUCUCUCUCUCUCUCUCUCAAUGGAGUUUUUCAGCAGAUUCAGAGGCGAGCUUGCAUUGCCGGGGCCGGCAUUCUUGCCGGAGUAUUGCCCAAAAGCCGAUAUCCGAGAUGGGUUUUCUUUCGAAGCGUGUUCGUCGAAAGGGCCGCAAGAUUUGCUCAAUUUCGAUCAGUUUUCCACCAAUGGAUUAUUGCCAAAUUCGAAUUUUGAUCCAUUUGGAGCUUUCGCAAGCGGGUAUUCUUCGAAUUUCGAUGUGGGCGGCGGCAUCAAGACAUUCGUUGCAGGCCACGGAGAUGGGGUCUUCGAUAAUUUCCAGAAUGUAGGGGAGCGAAUCGAACAGGAUCGAUGCAGGGGAUUGAAUUUCUGCAACUCAGUAGAACCAAUGAAUUUCGUGUUGCCAGAUGAGAUUUCGUGCGUGACUGGCGACAAUGGCAUUUAUGGGGAAGUUGGUUUGAGUAAGAAGAACAUGCAAGUGAAAAGGAGUGGGAAAAUUCAAAAGAAAUCCCAUGUAGUUAAAGGCCAAUGGACACUGGAAGAAGAUAAAUUAUUAGUGCAUUUGGUGGAGCAGUUUGGAUUGAGGAAAUGGUCGCAAAUUGCGAAGAUGUUGAAUGGAAGGAUGGGAAAGCAAUGUAGAGAAAGAUGGCACAACCACCUCAGGCCUAAUAUCAAGAAAGAUAUAUGGAGUGAGGAAGAGGAUCUUGUUAUAAUCCAAGCCCAUGCAGAAAUAGGAAACAAGUGGGCUGAAAUAGCAAAGAGGCUGCCGGGGAGGACUGAGAACUCCAUCAAGAACCGUUGGAAUGCAACGAAGCGCAGGCAGUUCUCAAGGCGCAAGUGCCGGAGCUCCAAAUACCCGAAACCAAGUUCUCUCCUACAGGACUACAUCAGGAGCCUGAUGUCGGCGGGGCCGACGGGACGUCCUGAGAAUAAGCGCACCAGUACUAGUACACCUUCCUCCGCCGCUGCUGUGACGGCCAUGCAUGAUCAGGCUGGGGACUCAGACUGCGACCGGUUAGUGCCGAACUACUGUGAUUUCAGUGACGUUAUGGAUUUUCCGAUCGAUGUGGACGUUACGACAGUUGGUUCCAUCUUUGAUGACAUGAUGAUGAUGCCCAGUGCUGAUGGUGUGGAUGAGAAAUGCAUGGAGAUGGAAAUGGAAUUGGAUGUGGAGUCUUUCAUGCAGUGUGAGAAUGUGAAGAAGGAGAUGGAUUUGGUGGAGAUGAUUUCUCAAAGCAACAACACCAACAAGUUCUGAGUCUCUUCUUAUAUAUUCAAAAAGAAAAAAGAAAAUAAAGAAAGAAAAAGACGGCUUAGAGAGAAAUGUUACAAAUUUCAAAGUGUAUAAGGACUCUUUUUAGGGAAAUGAGUUAGAAGUAGAAAAUGUUAUAAA
Molecule: messenger RNA, 2558 nt
Organism: Magnolia sinica
Lineage: Eukaryota; Viridiplantae; Streptophyta; Magnoliopsida; Magnoliales; Magnoliaceae
Product: transcription factor MYB98-like
Exons: 3
Coding region: 1194-2423 (409 amino acids)
Biological process (GO): regulation of DNA-templated transcription
Cellular component (GO): nucleus
Molecular function (GO): RNA polymerase II cis-regulatory region sequence-specific DNA binding; DNA-binding transcription factor activity, RNA polymerase II-specific
Source: RefSeq, a predicted model, not a curated record